AACGACGGCAGUUUGCCCUGUUGGGAAGAGGUGGCGGCUGCAGAGCCAGUUUCAGCGGUGUCGAAUUGAGAAUCGGCUCGAAGCGUCGGACGCAGCCGCAGCCGCCACCCCUCGUAGACAUGCAACUCCGCGCGCGUUCAUACGUCGAGUAUUUCCCGGCGGAUGGCGCUGAGAAGGCGGUGACGUCGCGAAGCGGUGGCGGCGAGGAGGAAAUGGCCGAUACAACCGACCUGAAGUCGAUGAUAUUGUCCUUCAGGGUUUCCGAACUGCAGACGUUGUUGCAGCACGCAGGCAAGAACAGGAGCGGUCGUAAAUGCGACCUGCAGCACCGGGCCCUCGAACUUCUGAAGAGCCGCAACGCUAGCCACUACCAGAAAAAAAUCCAGGAGCUCUACAUCUCGAUUCAGAACAGCAACAGCUUGACUCUCAACCCUGAACCUAUUGACCAGAUGCGACACAAGGUCGGCCACGGUCAGCAAUACCCGCAGUCGGGAGUCUACAACACCCAGCAAAUGCCUUCGGGGUCGCGGCAGCUGUCGUCGGAGGGCCUGUUCCAGCAGGCGACCAGCAACUCGGCCGGCGGUCCAACUUAUUCCUCCCUCAACGCCAUGUUGCAGCAGUCGCGCCCCAUCCACCUGGGCCACUACGGCGCCGCCGCCUACCAGACCCGCGGCGGCGCCACCAUGAUGCCAGCCACCGCCCCUUCGCCCAGGUACCCCGUCCACCCUGACGUCCGCCUCAAACGCCUCCCCUUCUACGAGCAGAUGUGCGAACUCCUCAAGCCUUCCACCCUGCUGCCUUCAAACACAAGCACUCGGAUGCACGAGACGAGUUUCACGUUCCACCUGACGCCUCAGCAGGCGACCAAGAUCGCCAUGUCGUACAACGCGAUCACCAAGGGCGAGUACUCGAUUCAGCUGUCGUACAAAACGCAGGUUCAGCUGCGAUUCGCCCUGCUGGAGACGUCGACCGAGCAGGAGGACUGCUUCCCGCCGGGCGUGGUGGUCAAGGUGAACAACAAGCCGCUGACGCUGCCCAACCCCAUCCCGAGCAACAAGCCCGGCGUCGAGCCCAAGCGCCCGCCACGCCCCACCAACAUCACCUACCUGCUCAAACUGAGUCCGACGGUCGGCAACACGGUCACCAUCAACUGGGCCCACGACUACACCAGGAAUUUCGUCGCCUGGAUCGGUCUCGUGCAGAAACUCUCCUCCACCGACCUACUCAACAAGCUCAAAGCCAAGGGCGUCAGGCCUGCAGAGUUUUCCAGGGGGCUGAUCAAAGAGAAGCUUCAGGAGGACGCGGACUGCGAGAUCGCGACGACCUCGUUGCGCGUGUCGUUAAUGUGCCCGUUGGGCAAGAUGCGCAUGUGCGUUCCCUGCCGGCCGUCGACGUGCACUCACCUGCAGUGCUUCGACGCUUCCCUUUUCAUCCAAAUGAACGAACGCAAACCCACGUGGAACUGCCCUGUGUGCGACAAACCUGCCCUUUUUGACACAAUCGUCAUCGAUGGCUACUUCCAAGAAGUGCUUCUCUCUCCGCGCCUGCCACUCGACUGCAACGAAAUCCAGCUGACGAGCGACGGUUCGUGGACCAUCAUCAGCGCGAAGAAGGAGAAGAACACGCAGGUGCUGUCGCCCAAGGUGGAGCCGAGCAGUUCGAGUGCGACGGCGGUGGAGACGCUGUCGGACGAGGCCGAGGUGCUCGAGGAGCAGCCGCCCAAGAGGAAGGCGCCCGCGGCCGUGAUUGUCGACCUCACCCUCAGCGACUCGGACGACGAGCCGCCCGCCAAAAAGACUGCGCACCGAAUUCAAGAUUGCAGUUCGAGUUCAUCGUCCAGCAGCGAGGACUCGCCAAACCCGCGGCCAACGUCGCGGAGCUCGUUGGGCUGUCUGACUCCUAGCAUAAUAACCCUGGACAGCCCGUCGCCCCCUCCGGCACCGCCGUCGUUCGCGGCGCCGUCGAGCCGCAGCGUGGACCAGUUCAUGGCGACGCCGCCCUAUCUGCCCAACUACUUCAACCCUUCCGCAAUGGCCACCGUUUCCAUGCCGAUCCUCGAACUCGACUCGGACUCGUCGGGCAGCCACAACUCGAGGACCACGUCGCAUUUCCAAUAGACUGCUGUGAAAGAAUGACUGGAAGAAAAGUUACGAUGCCAGUGCCGUGCAGCACACCGACUGACCCCCUUUCAAAUUGCAUCGCCGUUCCCCCUGAUUCUGUUCCGUGUAAUGUUAAAUAUAUCAUGCUUGAGCUGGAAGAAUCAAGCCGACUUUCAUGUAUUAAUUCACCGCUCAGAAUGAGAAUCAUCCGCAAAUAAAAAUGCAUAUUAUAACUUCGAUAAA
Molecule: messenger RNA, 2342 nt
Organism: Cloeon dipterum
Lineage: Eukaryota; Metazoa; Arthropoda; Insecta; Ephemeroptera; Baetidae
Gene: Su(var)2-10
Product: E3 SUMO-protein ligase Su(var)2-10
Exons: 10
Coding region: 120-2117 (665 amino acids)
Biological process (GO): regulation of transcription by RNA polymerase II; protein sumoylation
Cellular component (GO): chromatin
Molecular function (GO): SUMO ligase activity; transcription coregulator activity; zinc ion binding
Source: RefSeq, a predicted model, not a curated record